AUGUCCUCUUCAACUUCUACAUCGAUAUCACCUUCCACGCAGGAUAAGCCUCAAGUCGUAGAAGCUUACGAAACAACAGCGACAGUCCAAAAAAAAUUCGAGCGUUGGCGGCGUAGUCUGAAAUAUAUAACUGGUAUUGGCCUGACACCAGUCGAAAAAGCUGAACAUGAAGCUUAUAUCGCUGAAGAUAUGCAACGGAAACAAUGCGGGCUUUGUGAAAAACGUAGAGACAAGUUGUUGAAGUGGAGUCCAGCUGUAAUAUUUAUGCGCGAGAACCUGGAAAAAGCUGGUUGUAAAAUUUCAACGCAACACAUCAAAUGUGCACCUUGUGAUGAAUUGCGUAGUGGCGGUUUCUCCCCAGAUCAUGGCAUCAUUUUAUGUCAGAAUCGUUUUUUCAGCAAAGCACAUCAAGAGGAUACCUUGAUUCAUGAAAUGAUUCAUAUGUAUGAUCAUUGUCGAUUUAAAAUUGAUUGGAAUAAUUGCUGGCAUCAUGCAUGUAGCGAGGUUCGCGCAGCUAGUUUAAGUGGUGAUUGUCGAUGGUCAAGAGAAAUUCGACGAGGAUUUUUCACUUUCUCCAAACAACACCAGGUUUGCGUAAAACGACGAGCCAUAUUGUCAGUAAAACAUAAUACUUCUUGUUCCGCACCAGGAAUAGCAGAAAAAGUGGUCGAGGAUGUGUUUGAAAGUUGCUUCAAUGACACUCAACCCUUUGACGAAAUCUAUUGA
Ambispora leptoticha is the source of this 726-nucleotide messenger RNA. Lineage: Eukaryota; Fungi; Glomeromycota; Glomeromycetes; Archaeosporales; Ambisporaceae. The record is from the annotation of a GenBank genome assembly.